This is a messenger RNA of Zasmidium cellare ATCC 36951, 2097 nucleotides long. RefSeq lists its product as uncharacterized. Lineage: Eukaryota; Fungi; Ascomycota; Dothideomycetes; Mycosphaerellales; Mycosphaerellaceae. Gene Ontology annotation, molecular function: hydrolase activity. The coding region runs from base 1 to 2097 and encodes 698 amino acids. The record is from RefSeq and is a predicted model, not a curated record. The transcript has 3 exons.
AUGGCUUUCGCGUGUCUUGUCCGAGUUAUGGCUGUCGCGCCGCUGCUGGUGCAGUUUGGCGAUGCGCAGUCAGGCUAUGGGAGUGUGCCAUUCAAGGCUACCGUGCCUGGCGCUACGUCUUUCGUUGCGCCCUCCGGGUUUCCCACUGCUGCGUUUCCGUCAUAUUACCCAGUUCCGAGUGGACAGGAGCCGCAGCCUGCUCUGGUUGACCCGGUGCUGAACUUUACGUUCCCGCACAACUUGACGAACCCGGACACGAUUCCAGACCAUGAUCCGGAUCCUGUCUACUUCCCCAAGCCAGUUGCGAAUCUCACGAGACGUCAGCAAGAAUGGGUCAUUUCUGAUGUUGUCAAUCGCGUCAAGGAGAUCAUUCACAGCCCAUAUCUGCCAACCAAUUGCUCGAAAUGCAUUGCAGCGCUUUCCGUGGCAAAGCCUGCAGCUCAAUUCGCUCCCACGCUCGUACCAGCUGCGAUGGUGAGCCUCUGCAAUGAGACCAAGUUGCAUUCGGCCAGUACCUGUGAGCAAGACUUUGCGGUCGAUACUUUCGGCACUAUCUGGACUCAGAUUCUGGCUUUGGCAGACGUUUCCGGUCUGGAUGGCCAGUACAUCUGCAACUCGAUCUCCUCUACGUUCUGUCCGGCGCCUACGACCUCGCCACUGAACACCACAGGUCUCUUCCCGAAACCGAAGCCGAAGAAUCCCAAGGUUCACAAGCCGAGUGGAAAGCAUGUGAAAGUGCUGCACAUGAGUGAUUUCCACGUCGAUCCUCGCUACAAGGUCGGCUCUGAGGGUAACUGCACAUCUGGCCUGUGCUGUCGUAGCAAUGUCGAGAACUCGAAUCUUCCUAAUGGCUCAAUCAGCUAUCCAGCUCCUGCUUUUGGAUACUUCGAAUGUGAUACACCGUAUGAUCUUGGUUUGGCUGCCCUCCAAGCCGUGGGUCCACUGACUGGCACGUCGAAAGAGAACCCCUUGGCAUGGACAGUCUAUACUGGCGAUCUGGUUUCUCAUGACCCGCAGACUGAACUUAGCCGGGCUUAUACCGAGUACGCUGAGGUGUCCAUCUACAAUUAUAUGUUCAAGAAGUACCUGACUGGACCUGUUUUCCCGGUUCUGGGAAACCACGACACGAAUCCAGAGGCCAUCGAUUCUCCACAUUCUCUUCCAGGCCCACUUGGACAGCAGCAGAGCUGGAACUAUGACCAUGUGUCUGCGCUCUGGAGACACGAAGGAUGGCUUGACGAAGCAGCAGAGAAGCAGGCGAGAACCCACUACGGCGCUUACAGCAUCAAGAAUCACUACGGCCUACGCAUGAUCACGUUCAACAGCGAUUUCUGGUACCGCUCCAACUUCCUGAACUUCAUCAACACCACCAAUCCGGACAACAGCGGCGUGUUCAAGUUUGUGAUCGAUGAAUUGCAGGCUGCUGAAGAUGCCGGCGAGCGUGUCUGGCUGUUCGCCCAUGUUCUUUCUGGACGAGAUGGAAGCAACCCGAUCCCAAACCCUACGAACCUGUUCUAUCAGAUCAUCGAUCGAUAUUCGCCGCAUGUCAUCGCGAAUGUGUUCUUUGGGCACACGCAUGAGGAUCAGAUGAUGAUCUAUUACGCUAACAACGGAACAAACCAAUCCCUCAACACAGCGCUGACCCCUGGCUGGAUCGGCCCAUCAGUGACACCUCUCACCAACCUGAACUCUGGUUUCCGCAUGUACGAGGUCGACACUGGCACUUUUGACAUCUACGAAGCCUACACCUGGUACGCCGACGUCAACUCCUUCUCCAACCUAACCACCCACGGCCCAGUCUUCGAAUUCGAGUACUCCACUCGCGACACUUACGGUCCAGCAGCCGGCUGGCCUCAGGAUGCGCCUUUGAAUGCGACGUUCUGGCAUGCUGUCACCGAGGCGAUGGAGAAGGACCACAGCCUUGUUUCCAAAUUCACGCAGUUGCAGGGGAAGAGUAGCGUGAAGAGCCCGAACUGUACCAAUAGUGCUUGUGCCGAAGCGCAGAUCUGUUAUAUUCGAUCUGGGAGUGUGGCGCUGGGAAAGAAGUGUCCGCAAGGGUAUGGCAGUGUGCAGAGUGCGUUUACUCCAUCGAGUUGA